UGACCACAUCUCAAAGACAUGUCCAACGCCUCACAAUCUGCACGUCUACAGUCUUCGAAUCUUUGAAUACACAGAUCCGCCAUUAUAACGUCCGUUAGUUAGCUAACGGACAGACGUUGUCUCUCCCUGACGGUCGACUCGGGCUCUUCUUAACGUUACGCCAGCUAACAGUAAGUAGCAGCCAACAGCUCCAGGGAUGGCGGAGGUUCCCGGGACAUCGAGUGAGACCAUAACGGAGACUGUCGAGACGAGCACCCCGCCGCCGCAGCAGGAGGGACGGAGCCUGACAAUCAAGCUGAGGAAGAGGAAGACCGAAAAGAAGGUGGAGUGGUCCAGUGACACGGUCGACAACGAGCACCUAGGGAGGAGGUCUUCAAAAUGCUGCUGUAUCUACGAGAAGCCGCGGCAGUUUGGAGAGUCGUCUUCUGAAAGCGAUGGAGACGACGACAUUGAUGAUGAUGAAGGCUGUGGCAGUGCUCACUGUAUCCUGGGCCACAGCAGGAGAGGCCAUGGACAGACGGGGGCUGGAGGGAGCACAGUGCCCCCCAGCUCUGGAGGGUCACACACCCACUAGUGAGCGAUGUGUGUCUGAGAGGCACCACACCAUGACAACGACUGCACCCUUUUUUUCUUUUGUUUUAAUCCCGUUCAUCACUGAAGUACAGCAGAGAGAGAAGCUGCAUCACUGCGUCUGUACCCCACAGAGCAGCUUGGAUUAUUGAAUAAGCCUAUAUGAAAAGCCUGCUCUUCUUUCGCCAGAUAAAAGCAUGCUCAGUAAUGGCAAACUGACAUGCGUUACGUGGAAUGAUGACAAAAAGUUUUAAAUUUCUUAAAGGAGACAUGCUGUUCGGAUCUUUGCAUGUUUUAGCCUGUUGACUACCGAUCGCACGUGGUGUGCGUCCCUCUUUUUCACUGCUGAGCAUUCUCCAAAGCAGCUAGAACAAUGGUAGCAUUAACACUGCGUUCCUAUUUCCUGGGCAGCCAUUGGUUUCCAUUUAAUUCACCCUGCUGACAAUAAACGAUUGAGUUUUGCGAUGCUUCGCAGUGAACUUCAGUGAGCUUUUAUUUUUGUCUGGGUAGUGCCGAUAUGCAUUACGUUUUCAACUGUUGAUUAUUUCUUAAUUAUGUAAUCUGCCUAAAUUAUGAAGUUCAACAUGUGAUGUCACCAUGCAUCAUUGAUUGUUGUGUUCUCAUCUGUACACAUGAACACGAUGCUGUUAAACCCUUCAACAUCCAGGGCGAUCAAAGCACCAUGUUCUAGUCUGUUUAACUACAAAGCCCUUUGCACAUCUAAGCAUGGCUGCACCGAUGGGACAGCUGCAGCUCUCUGCCGUACGGGAAUGAGUGCGCUUCAGUGGCUUUGAGAGGCCGGAGCAGUACUGGAAAGGGUUUGAACCUGUUCUGAGAUUCUAUAAUGCAGCAUGUGGAGGGUGGGGUCCAUAAAGCUGAGCUUAUUGUUACCACGUUGCUUAUUAUUGCUUCAUUGCUGGACUUCUUUGUAACUUACCCAUAUGCAGUAUGUGAGAGGAUUGCUUCCCAUAAACAGUGGUUAUAUUCUCUAUUCUGUUUAGCUGAGUGAGCUUUUUCUGUUUCUGGUUUGGUGACACGUUUAAGGGUUAGUGAAUGUAAUUCGUGAUGGAGAAGCCCGCCCUGAAUCAUUAACUUGAUCUGUCACUGAUUCAAAUCUGUUUCAUUGCAUUCUUCAAACUUGUUUCUUCGACUUCUAUAAUUGUAGAGAUCAUCUGAUUUGAAAAGCUCCCUUCUCUUACAUUGGAAGGACUGAAUGAUCCAGCUGAGGCUGUGUGAGUGAAGUACAUAUGGAGAAAGUGGAUGAGAGUAGUUGUGACUCCAGACACGCCCACCUCCUCAGAUUACAGACUGAGGAGGAGGAGGAGGAGUUCUCCUCUGACCGAGGAUUGUUGGUGGCAUGGCAGUCCUAAAUCAAGGACAGGAUGUUAAUGUGUGAAGUCACACCAGUGUGGACAAAUAAGCAAAGCUCUUUUCUGUUAAGGCUCCGUUAGGAUUCAGUAACGGUACACUUGGGGCACCCUUUGACUGAGCUCUGUGUACUUAAAGACUGAGGCUACGUGCAAGAUGUCAGACUGCUGCGUGAUGCUAUGAGGUAACUGGUGUACGACUAUUGUGUGUGUGACCAGAGGUUUCUCCUCCCAAGGCAGGACAGGAGAGAGGGAAAGGACAGGAGGGACAGACUCGAUGGACAGGACAGAGGGGAUGGGACAGGUGGGGCUGCAUAACUGCUGACACAGGCUUUGGACACAUGUCUUAGUUAAGACCAACACCUCAUCAUCAUCAUCCUCCUCUGCAGUUUCAGACCAACUACAGGUGUACAUUGUUCUUGUACUGGUAAUGCACCUUUCUGUAUAUACUAUUAAGCUUAAUGAGAGCGGGUUUAACAUGAAUUAAAGUUUUAAACUGAUGAAAGUGGUCUUCAAAUGUGUGUUACACUGGCAAAUAUGUAAUCUAGAAUGGUUUCACAGUGCUUCACUUUAUCCACAUUUUGUUAUGAUACAACCUUACUCCAGAAUGGAUUAAAUUCAUUUCUUUACUCAAAAUGUGACGCACAACAUCCCAUAAUGACAAAGCUUGUUCAAAAUGUUUAAAUUUAUUAAAAAUAAAGGAUGAAAAUAUAA
Pungitius pungitius (ninespine stickleback) is the source of this 2651-nucleotide messenger RNA. RefSeq names its product protein phosphatase 1, regulatory (inhibitor) subunit 11 (gene ppp1r11). The coding region runs from base 197 to 574 and encodes 125 amino acids. The record is from RefSeq and is a predicted model, not a curated record. NCBI's taxonomy places the organism in Eukaryota, Metazoa, Chordata, Actinopteri, Perciformes, Gasterosteidae. Gene Ontology annotation, cellular component: nucleus. The transcript is spliced from 3 exons. Gene Ontology annotation, molecular function: protein serine/threonine phosphatase inhibitor activity; protein phosphatase 1 binding.